Molecule: messenger RNA, 3024 nt
Organism: Lingula anatina
Lineage: Eukaryota; Metazoa; Brachiopoda; Lingulata; Lingulida; Lingulidae
Product: ras-related protein Rab-28
Molecular function (GO): GTP binding; GTPase activity
Source: RefSeq, a predicted model, not a curated record
GGUAAAGGCUAUCCAUAUAAAGGUCAAGGACGAAGAAACACAUGACGUCACGAGAAAAACAGAACCAAAUAUUUGACUGCCAAAGCCGAUGGUUUGCAAGUUGUAAGUGCAAUACCUGUAAAUAAUGUCAGAUUCGGAGGACGAAAGUAUCGACAAGCAGUUGAAGAUUGUUAUAAUUGGGGAUGGUGCGUCAGGGAAGACUUCCCUAACCACAAGGUAUGCACAAGAACAGUUUGGAAAACAAUACAAACAGACAGUUGGGAUUGAUUUUUUUCUGAGAAGAAUAGUUCUACCAGGUAAUGUAAAUGUAGCAUUGCAAGUAUGGGAUAUUGGAGGACAAACUUUAGGAGGAGGCAUGCUGGACAAAUAUCUAUACGGAGCUCAUGGUGUAUUACUAGUAUAUGAUAUAACAAAUUACUCCAGUUUUGAAAAUUUGGAAGACUGGCUGGUUGUUGUAAGGAGGGUAUUUGAAAAUGAAGGGAAAAUGCCCCAUAGAGCUUUAGUAGGCAACAAAGUUGACUUAGAACAUAUGAGAACUGUAAAAUUAGACAAGCAUCAAAAGUUUGCCCAAGAAAAUGGAAUGUCAAGUCAUUUUGUGUCUGCAAAAACUGGAGAUUCUGUAAACCUGUGUUUCCAGAAGAUAGCAGCAGAGAUACUAGGAAUCACGUUAACCAAACCAGAGCUAGAGCAGCACCAGAGAGUGGUUAAAGCAGACAUUAUUAACUAUCAGGCAAAAGAACAAACUUCAAAACAACCCCCUCCUCAGCCCAAAAGUUCUCUGUGUGCAAUACAGUGAUGAUGGUUUAUGUACAAAAGAAACCAUUUAUUAGAACAUCCACAAUUCUACCAAAAGCUUACCUAUAUUCAGUACAGAGAUGAAUGUUCAUUUUCAAAGGCAGCCAUAUGUAAACUGUACAACUAUUCCAGCCAAAGGUCCACAAUCAAUAUAAUGAAGAGGAUUUUGUAAGGAAACCAUUAAGUUGCAGAACAUGGAAUGGUUAACCCUUACCAUCAUCAACAGACAGCCCAAACUCUAGUCCAAUGCACAAGCUGUUUGAGUUUUGCACGUGUAAGCAGUGCUGAUGUCCACUGUUGUAGUUCACCAACUUGUGAUCUAAUUUUUUUUUUCUGUUGUUGUGACCCAUGUAACUACAUGUAUUUUAUUCUAUAAUUGAGUUAGAAAUACAGGUUUUGUACAUUAUUGAAAAAUUGGGAAAAAAAACAGCACCCAGAGGGUUAAUGGCUGAAGCACUUGGGUGAGCUUAAAGCAAAAGAUCAGAAAGGCACAUGUUUUAGAAGUGUAACUGUUGGUUCAUGAUCAAAGAAUCGUAAUUACAGAAAUGUUGAAAAAAAGAGAGUUAGCCAGGCUCUAUGUUUGAUUUUUGAAGACGUAAAUAAAAAGGGUUUGUUACUUCUGCCAUAAAGGAAGUUACAUUUUUAUCAGCUGGGUUUGUUUGUAUAUCAGUUUUUCUCAAAUUUUGGUGAAAUUCUUAGGGUAAACAUUUAUUUAGGAGGGGAAGUAAUGAUAACUGCAUCCAGGCCUCCCAGUGUUUUAAAAAGAUUUUUAUUGUCUUUUUGUCAUGGCAGAGUUACGUGCUCUUAGAGUGCUCCCUCAUUCUUAUAUCUUCAGAAAAACAGUGGCUGAUUUAACUGACUUUAGUUAGCAUAAUGCAUUUUGCAUGUGCUAGAGGCAUGUAAAACAUGUUUUGAAACAAGUGUGACUUGACCAUAGAAUAAUACUAAUUUAUAGAUAGAUGGAUGUGAAAGAUCCAUUUUUUAUCAAGUUAAAUUGUAUAGGUGUCGUUUGUUUUAUUUUUAUCUAUUUUCUAUGAAGAUGUCCUCACGUAAGUAUAAGUUAACUGCAACUUAAUUUCAUAUCACUUACCUGGCCUUUCUUUCAUCGGCGUUUAUUUUUAAAUAGUUUUUAACUGCUCAUAUUAAAACUACUGUAGAUUUUAUUAUUAUUAUUAUUAUUAUUUCAGGUUUUACAGGACUUUACAUACUUGUGUAUCUGUCUAUGAAUAUGAAAAAAAAAAUCACUACUAUUUUGAUAAGUGGAAAAUGUUUUAGAAAUUUGUUUAAUAUCCUUUGUAUAUGUAGUUAUAUGUAUAUUUUUUGCCACUUGCCAAGUCUUGUAGCCAUGUUCAGAAGCUGUAUCUAUGAGCAUGUAUGGAUUCGUACAUGCAUGUGCAUGUGUACCAACUGGUUACUCUCCCACAUGCACUUCUUAUUUACAGGUUUUGAAACUUGAACAUAGUUGCAAAGAUACUCAUUAUAAUUGUCUCAUUCUGUGAAGUUCAUUUAGUUCAUGAAAAAUAUCUAAUGUAAUCCAGUUAAAAGAUAUUGAACAUGACAUUUCAAAAGCUGGUGAUCUAUGACUAGUUUAGGAUAAGGUGGUUAAGAAAUCUUCUUUAAGUAGUUAUCAAUGGAAUUUAAAGAAAUUAAAGAUCCUCUCCAGUUUGGCUGUCCCCUUUUGGGCUUGGAAGAAGUUGAGACACGAUAUAAAUACAAAUUUUAUUAUAUAUAUAUAUAUUAAUUUGAAAUGUGUUAAUGGAUUUUUAUUAUUUUUCAUCAUAUAGCCCAUUUCAAGUUCACUAAUCAUACCACAUUCCAUGUGCAAGAUGUGUCCGUAGAGGCAAAACACAAUCAUCAGAUUGCAUUAGUUGAGUUUCAUCAUGUUUGUAUAUUGUAUUUUGCAUUUUGACAUUUAUACAAAUAUUCAUUACAUCCUGCCUGCAUUUUUUAAUAAUGCAAAUCAAUAAAAUGUGUGUGUAUAAACACCCGUUGUCUGGUGAAUUGUUGUUAUAUGAAAGGCGUGUAAUCAUGUAUUGAAUACUGCCAGUUUAGGCCAGUGGAAAAAACGUAGACUUAUGGUUGUACUGAGGAGAUAAUUAUAUAUAAAAAAUAUGAUGAAUAUUAUGAAUAACUUGCUGAUUCUGUGGAGUUUGCUGAAUAUAUUUCCAGUGAAUUUUUUAGAGACUUAAGUGUGCACAGCUUGGUAAUGAUUCUGAACAGAAUAUUGCU